Eruca vesicaria subsp. sativa (arugula) is the source of this 1552-nucleotide messenger RNA. The record is from the annotation of a GenBank genome assembly. NCBI's taxonomy places the organism in Eukaryota, Viridiplantae, Streptophyta, Magnoliopsida, Brassicales, Brassicaceae.
AAAGAAGCCUCUCUCUCUCUCUUAACCUCUCGUUUCACCAUUAUCUCUUACACUGUUACUAUCUUCUCUCUUUUCUUCUGCAUCUAGAACUCAACUUUUCCAUGGCCAAUGCUUACGAGCCUUACCAUGUCCUCCAACAAAGCCGGCGUGAUAAACUUCGGAUUCCUUCUCUUGAUUCCCACUUCCACUUUCACCACCCUCCUCCUCCUUCUUCCUCUUCUGGUGGUGGCGGCGUAUAUCCUCUCUCAGACUCUGAUUAUCUCGCCGCCGGUGGAUUUCACUCCCACAACAACAGCAACCACAUAUCCAACCCUAGCUACAGUAAUUUCAUGGGAUUUCUUGGUGGUCCAUCUUCCUCUUCAUCCACCGCAGUUGCCGUCGCCGGAGAUCAUUCAUUUCACGACGGUCUUUCUUCCGGUGACGUUCUUGUCUUCAAACCCGAGCCCUUAUCUCUGUCUUUGUCGUCUCACCCUAGACUCGCUUACGAUCUAGUCGUUCCCGGCGUUGUUAACUCUGGAUACGGUAGAUCCGCAGCAGAAGCAGCCGCUGGCGCCGUCACCGUCGCGUCGAGAAGCUCAGGUCCUCUCGGACCGUUCACUGGCUACGCAUCGAUACUGAAAGGAUCGAGGUUCUUGAAACCAGCACAGAUACUUCUUGAUGAGUUCUGUAAUGUGGGUCAUGGGCUUUACACCGACAAAACCAUCGACGGUGACGAUUCUUCUUUUCUCUUUGAUCCGACGGUUGAGAAUCUCUGCGGCGUUUCUGACCCCGGCGGAGGAGAAUAUAUGAAGAACAAAUCUAAACUCAUUUCCAUGCUGGACGAGGUUUACAAGAGGUAUAAGCAAUACUAUGAGCAGCUUCAAGCUGUGAUGGGCUCAUUCGAAUGCGUAGCAGGUCUCGGGCAUGCAGCUCCUUACGCGAGUUUAACCUUAAAGGCAUUGUCAAGGCAUUUCAAGUGUUUGAAGAAUGCUAUAACGGAGCAGCUACAGUUUAGCACAAAUAACAAGAUACAACAACAAUCUGGUCAUCUGAUGAAUUCUGAGAAUAGAACCGAGUCUAUGCGAUUUGGAGGAAGUGAUGGUAGUAGAGGUUUAUGUUCUGCUGGUCAAAGACAUGGAUUUCCUGACAACCAUGCUCCUGUCUGGAGACCGCACCGGGGCUUACCCGAACGUGCAGUCACUGUGCUAAGGGCUUGGCUCUUUGAUCACUUUUUGCAUCCUUAUCCAACUGAUACAGACAAGCUAAUGUUGGCUAAACAGACAGGUCUCUCCAGAAAUCAGGUUCUCACUUCUGAUAUCUUCAGUCUUGUUUUGUUUUUCUUUUCUAUUUUUUUUCUUGCAUUUCUUACUCCACAAUUAAGCGCAUUUAAAUAGUUUUCAAAAUACAACAAAAUAAUGCAAUAAAAACAUUAAAGAUCAAUUGUAUUUACAUUCCUAUCACUCUAUCUAGUCCCAAAAGAAGGUUAAGUAAAUCCCUAGGGUUUCUUUUUGCUUUCAUUGAUUUUACUUCCUAGGUUAUUAUUGAUAACCAUUACCGUCGGGAUAUGGUUUGC